Acanthochromis polyacanthus (spiny chromis) is the source of this 915-nucleotide messenger RNA. It is a transcript of the gene dtd2, whose product is annotated as D-aminoacyl-tRNA deacylase 2. Gene Ontology annotation, cellular component: cytoplasm. Gene Ontology annotation, biological process: tRNA metabolic process. Bases 179 to 679 code for a protein of 166 amino acids. Gene Ontology annotation, molecular function: D-tyrosyl-tRNA(Tyr) deacylase activity. NCBI's taxonomy places the organism in Eukaryota, Metazoa, Chordata, Actinopteri, Pomacentridae. The transcript is spliced from 3 exons. The record is from RefSeq and is a predicted model, not a curated record.
CAGUGAUGAUCUGCGCAGAUCAGGAAACCAGCAGCUGCGUCUUUCUGAUCAUUCAUCGAGUUUCUCCGUGAAGCUGCAGCUCCAGAGGAGGAUAGAAUCUAGAUGUAAUAUAUCAUAAGGAGGACAUAAUCUAGAUAUCGAUAAAUAUUAAUCUGUCAUCGGGAGGACUCUGGGUCUGAUGUCUGCGGACGGCGGAGCUCCGGCGGCCCGGGCGGUUCUCCAGCAGUGUCUGCGGGCUCAGCUGCAGGUCCAGCCGGCCGGGGACCAAUCAGAGGCGCAGUUCGUCCAGAUGGGCAGAGGGAUGGUGAUCUACAUCUGCUUCUUCAAAGGAGCCUCAGAAGAAGUCCUUCAGAAGAUGGUGUCCACGCUGCUGAAUGUCCGGCUGUGUGAGUCGUCCUCGGGGAAGCUGGUCUCGGUUCUGGAGCUUCCUGGCAGCGUUCUGAUCGUCCCUCAGGCCACGCUGGGCGGGAAGGCGAAGGGCCGAUCCAUGCAGUACCACAACAACAUCGGCAAGGAGGACGGGCUGCGACUCUACGCCGCCUUCGUGUCUUUAUGUGAGAAGGAAGUCGCUGCAGCUUCAGCCGGCAGCAGUGUGGAAGUAAAACACGGGACGUAUGGAAACAGACAGGUUCUGCAGCUGGACACCAACGGACCGUACACCCACCUGAUGGACUUCUGAAGUCCACAUCUGUCCGUCCCUACAAACUGCAGCAGAGACGUCAGAGAAACACCAUCACAUUUACAACGACUUCUUUAUAUGUGGAAGCUGAUUGUACGGUUUUUAAAUCUGAACCAUGAAGUUAAAAUCAGCUCAGAUUUAAGUCCUGGAACAUGUAAACCGAUUAAUCAGCUACUAUUUUCAUUAUCAGCUACUCUGAGUUAUUUUUCAAUAAAAACGUCCACAUUUUGUGACUA